GCGGGGGAAACUGAAAAAGAGGGAACGAGGGAGGGAAGAAGAGGAGUAAGGAGGGAGAGGUCCUCCGGGAAAAGCAAAGUGGCUCCGGGGAGAAGAGGGGCUGCAGGCAUCCGAUGCCAAGCAUUCCCGAGGGGAGCUGAGCGGGUACGGCCAAGCAGAGCAGCUUUUGUGGUCUCCUCCUGACUCUCAAGAUGAUGAAAAGACAGUUCAAUCGAAUGCGCCAGCAGCUGUCCCAUCCCAACGCCACCAUUAGAGCCCAAGAAGCAACUGAGCUCCUGUCAGAAGAUUUGCUGCAGAUUGAGCAGAGAAUUGAGCCGGCCAAGCGAGCAGCUCACAGUGUGUCCAAGAGGCUCCAAGCCUGCCUGCAGGGACAGUGUGGCUCCGAGAUGGACAAGCGAGUGAAGAAGCUGCCCUUGAUGGCUCUGUCCAUGGCGAUGGCUGAGAGCUUCAAGGAACUGGACACAGAGUCUAGCCUUGGGAAAGCCCUGGAGAUGGGCUGCUGUAUUCAGAGCUCGCUGGCCAAAAUCGUGGCUGAGUUUGAGAUUGCCCUGGAGCACGAUGUCCUGCAGCCUCUCAACAAGCUCAGUGAGGAGGAGCUCCCCACCAUCCUGAAGCGCAAGAAGACGCUCCAGAAGUUGAUUUCUGACUGGAACACAAUCAAGAGCCGGCUGAACCAAGCUGCCAAGAGUUCCAGUAACAGCACUGGGGCUGGCGCUGGCCCAGGGGCAUCUUCUGCUGCCAACAAACUGGAGCUCUUGAAGGAAGAAGAGGAGGAGGUGAAGAGGAAGGUGGAGCAGUGCAAGGAUGAGUACAUGGCUGACCUCUACCACUUCUCCACCAAAGAGGACAUCUACGCCAGCUACUUCAUCAAACUAUUGGAAAUCCAAGCCCAGUACCACCGGCAGUCACUGGAAUCUCUGGACUCAGCUCUAGCAGAGCUGAGGGAAUGCCACAGACAGACAGAACCUUCCUUCACAACAGACACCCCAGUGGCAGGGUACUAUGGUGUGUCCCUAGAGACACACCUCAAGAGCUUGGGCCGGGAGAUUGCGCUUCCCAUCGAAGCCUGUGUCAUGAUGCUGUUGGCUUCUGGCAUGAAGGAGGAGGGACUGUUCAGGCUGGCAGCGGGUGCCUCAGUGCUGAGGAAGCUGAAGAGCAGCUUGGCCAGCGGGUCCAAUGCUCUGGAGGAGUUUUACUCAGACCCCCACGCUGUGGCUGGUGCACUGAAAUCCUACCUGCGGGAGCUGCCCCAGCCUUUGAUGACCUUUGAACUCUAUGAUGAAUGGGUCAAAGCUGCCAGCUUAAAGGACAUGGACAGCCGCCUGCAGAGCCUGCGAGACACCUGCAGCCGCCUGCCCCAGGACAGCUACAACAAUCUCAGGUAUCUGAUCAAGUUUUUGGCCAAGCUGGCUGAACACCAGGAGGUGAAUAAAAUGACCCCCAGCAACAUUGCCAUUGUGCUGGGCCCAAACCUGCUGUGGUCACAGCAGAGCACAGGAGACCCCAUGCAACUGGACUUGGCCUCGGUCUCCUCCAUCCAGGCUGUGGUGGAAGCCCUCAUCCAGAACGUGGACACUCUCUUCCCCGAAGAGGUAGACUUCAAUGUCUCAGGCAUGUUCAUGCCGCCCACAAACACGGGACUUCCCAAGGCUGCCCCAGAGGAAGAGCCAACCCCUGCGACCCCUCCAGCCAGCACUCCCACCCUUUUGGAUGGAGAGGCCACCACCAGGGACCCCGAGGCCAGGUCCCAGCCAGCAUCCCCAGGACUGCCCAGGCCAUCUCCUGAAGCUGCAGGGCCACCAGCUCCAGUGAUGACUGACAACAGCAUCCGCAAAGGCAAACGCCCAGCGCCGGCCCGACCCGCAGUGCCACCGCCGCCUGUGGCACAGCCCCGGAGCACAGCUCCUGCCCAGGCUGCCAGCCCCAAAGCCCUGCCUCGACGGACAGCGCCCGGCCGAGCCCCCUCCGUGCCGCCGCCGCUCCCUCCGCAGCCGGCACCGCGCCUCAGCCGGGAGGCCCCGCCGUCCCCCAGGCCUGCCGCCGGCGAGGCUGGCACGGCGGCGGCUGCCGCGGACUGUGUGGCACCCGCAGAGGAGGUGCCCCCGGCCACAUCGGCCCCAGAAGGACAGCCCUCAGAGAACUGAACAGGGGGAGAGGCGUGGAGGAAUCACAGCCUGGGGAGACGGGACCUGGCCCCUCUCUGGGACCCUGCAGACGCUGUGGAAGUGCCAGGGUGGCCUGAGGGAUAGCGCCACUCCAUCUUCCGCCUUGUUCCCGUGGCUCACACCACCUGGCAUGCUUUGCCUGCCUUCUCUCGCUCUCCUGUCUUGGUCUCCACCUCCCCACACUACCACAUCCCUGCCAGAUCCCUGCCCGGAUCCCCACUGCAGGCCCGGACACUGCUUGCAGCUUUCGGGCCAGCACGGGCAGCUUGGCCCCGUGGGGCCAUUCGCUCAGCCAUGACCCCAGCCCCAUUUUGCCUUAAAACGCAUUGCCUCAGGAUCA
This is a messenger RNA of Passer montanus (Eurasian tree sparrow), 2505 nucleotides long. It is a transcript of the gene SH3BP1, whose product is annotated as SH3 domain binding protein 1. Gene Ontology annotation, cellular component: cytosol; cytoplasm; intracellular anatomical structure. NCBI's taxonomy places the organism in Eukaryota, Metazoa, Chordata, Aves, Passeriformes, Passeridae. Gene Ontology annotation, biological process: signal transduction; regulation of Rac protein signal transduction; positive regulation of GTPase activity. Gene Ontology annotation, molecular function: protein binding; GTPase activator activity. The record is from RefSeq and is a predicted model, not a curated record. The transcript has 18 exons. The coding region runs from base 192 to 2144 and encodes 650 amino acids.